Messenger RNA from Linum trigynum, 1889 nucleotides. NCBI's taxonomy places the organism in Eukaryota, Viridiplantae, Streptophyta, Magnoliopsida, Malpighiales, Linaceae. The record is from the annotation of a GenBank genome assembly.
UGCUAAAAUAGUUAGAUCCUACUCUAAUAAGGUUUGGAUGGAUGCAUGGUUAAGCAUGACAUCCACAUAAACAAUGGCACAACAAAGGUUGAGCGAAAGGAUGAAGUUACUUUUGUGCCCACCUCAAGGGACUCAGGCAACUUGGACAUGAUGGCUAAAAGAAGGAAGGGAAGGUGGAGCAGAAUGGGCUGCUAGCUUUCCAUUGAAUGCCAUAGUAGGUAGCAGAAACUUAAGUAUAAUGUUACUUCCCACAAUUGAGAGGAUCAAAAGAGAAACCACCAUCCUUCGCACAUAUCUAAUAUAUCUGUCUAUGCACCCACCAAUUGCCCUCCCUUUCAGGAUGGAAGAAAUGCGGUUUAUAAUCAUUGUCUUUAGGUGGUCCAAAGAAGAUUGGUACUAGCAAAUAUAUUGGUCCAGGGUGCUUUAACCACCAUUCAUUGGUUGGAAACCUAAGCCAUGUGUUAGAAAAAUAAAGGAAGCUGCCAUAGCUGAUAUAGCAAAGCAUCAAGUCCUUGAAGAAAAAAAAGUCAUUGAAGAAAAAGGCCAAGGAUUGGUUCUUAACAAGAAAACUGAAAACUUACCAACUUUGGCUUUACUAUUCAGAAAUAGCAAGCCAGCUUCACAAGUUCUCAACACAAUACAGAAACUAUAAGAAAAAAGCAAUAAAAAGAAUUGAAAUGAUUAUGUCAUGCAUGGUCAUCAACCCAGAAUCAUGGACAUUCACAAUAUAUAUUUUAAUUAUUAUUGGAUGCUAGCAAUCCCAAAGGCCAAAACCACACUGGGAAUAUGCAGACUUUAGCUGCUUCUGUUAGCAGCUCAACUUUUGAACGUUGAUAAAGAGGAAAAGUUGUCAAUAAGGACCCAGAGAGUUUUCAAAGCUUUUCUCCUUGUCCAUAUCCUGAUAGAAUUUUUUCUCUCUUCAGAAAAGAACACGAUGCAGUAAAGUUUGUUUCUUUUUCCAUUAUAUUAACAAACAAUAAUCCAAUAUAUCAUUCCCCCCACCCUGUACUGUAGCAAUGUAUUGGCAGAAUCUCCUACUGCAUAGAACAGAACAAAAGAGCACCUUGGAGGCUUAUGUUUUGGCUGUUUGAGUGGGGAGACAAUUAUAACUAGACCAAGCCAGAUGUUGGUUUCUAUUGGUCAAUCAAAUCAAACCCCUCAAUUACAUAUAUCCCUACAGAAGCUAAUUAGAAGCCAUUACCGAUUGGAUUGUUCUUGAACCAAACCAAAAAAAAAAAAUACAUAAACAGUACACACAGCAGAAACAAACAAGAAAUUUCACUCACAGGGAACUUACCACAAACACCUGAUAGGCACUGUAGAGUUUGGCGCCAAGCAUCUACCAAAUGAAAUGCGUGGACAUAGCUGCGAGCCACCCGCCACCGCCGAUCAUCAAAAUUUCCCCUGGCCCAGCCUACAACGGCGUCCCCUGCCACUUCCGGCGGCGAAUUCCUGAUCAGAGCCCAGUUCCCAGAGGCGGCGGCGGCUACAGAGUAUGCUCUGAUAUCUGUUACAGGAGCAAUUUACUACGAGAUGAGGAACUCACGACCAAAAUUGGAGAUGGGUUUACGAAAGGAACGAAUGUUCAGCGGGUUUCAUGCAUGGAACUCAGGGAAGAGAGUAAAGUGACGAUGGAUGAGGCGAGAGGGGAAAUGGAAGAGAAAAAGGAAGGAGCUUUUUUUUUUUAUUUUUUUGGUGAAAAAGGAAGGAACUUUGAGGUGGUGGAAUGGAAUGGUUUGUGGGUUUUUGGUGUGUGACAUUACGAUAGGAGACUCCUUUUAAUGCCUCACCCCCAAGAAUAUUGGGAAAGAGGGUGAGAGGAAGAGUGGCUUGAUGAGAUUAGUCAGCAAGAGUUGGGGUUUUUAUGAGAAUGAACGAGCAAUUUAAUA